AUGAAGAAGACAGAAUCUACCACCGUUUACGAAACCAUUCCUCAGAACGAAAAGACUGUUCAGGAAUCGGGAAACGAUUUUCAAACAACUUCCAAACAAUCGUCAAAGGUUAAGCUCCGUCGGCACAAGGGAUAUCCUCUGCUCAAAUGGAAUGAGAUCCAGCCCUGGCAGCAAGACAACCAAUAUAUUGUUCGUGCCUACCGUCCAGCAUCGAACUCGUUUCUUCGCAGUAUCCAGUCGAUCGGUCACAUUCACAAUGAGACGGUAAACAUUUGGACCCAUCUUCUUGGAGCCCUUUACUUUUUGUACAUGAUCCACGGCGUUCGCAACUUGCUCAGUCGUGACACAACUACAGCCGAGGACCGUUACGUUGUUCUUGUGUUCAUUGUCAGCGCCUUUACCAUGCUCGCAAUGUCCACCGCGUAUCACACACUCUGCAACCACUCUCCACGUGUUGCCAAGUUUGGUAACAAGCUCGAUUACCUCGGUAUUGUGGUGAUGAUUGUGGGCUCGUUUGUGCCUUCCAUACACUAUGGCUUUGCGUGUCAUGCUAGUUUCCAAGUGCUCUACACCGCUACGAUUUUCAGCAUCGGAGUAAUCGCUGUGUUUGCAUGCUGUCUUGAACGGUUUCGCAAGCCUCAAUGGCGUGUGUACCGUGCUGGUAUCUUCACUGCAAUGGGCCUGUUUGGUAUCUUGCCCGUCGCCCACGCGGCGACUCUGUAUCCUUUAGGACAACUGCUUUCAAGUAUGGGUUUGGGCUAUCUCAUCUUGCAAGGUGUCUUGUACAUUAUUGGAGCUGUGUUGUACGCAAUGCGUUUCCCUGAGAAGACGAAGCCAGGUAUUUUCGACGUUCUUGGUAGCAGUCAUCAAUGGUUCCAUCUUUUCGUUCUUACCGCGUCUCUCUGUCACUUUCGCGGUAUCUAUGUUGCUUAUGCUUACUUCCAUGACCACCCAUCUUGCUUGGCUUAG
Schizosaccharomyces japonicus yFS275 is the source of this 969-nucleotide messenger RNA. Its product is annotated as hemolysin-III family protein. Gene Ontology annotation, cellular component: membrane. The transcript has a single exon. The record is from RefSeq and is a predicted model, not a curated record. NCBI's taxonomy places the organism in Eukaryota, Fungi, Ascomycota, Schizosaccharomycetes, Schizosaccharomycetales, Schizosaccharomycetaceae. Bases 1 to 969 code for a protein of 322 amino acids.